UACUGUUCGUAUCUAAUUAAGGAUUUUUCAAUUUAAUAUUGUCUAAUUUUUGCUUGUGUGUGGAUUUUCGAACUAAUUUUACGAUUCGGUGAAAAUUACUCCGUUUAGGAUUAAAUUAUGUUCAUGACAAUUAAAAUAUAGAUGUAAAGACCAAAAGGAAUUGUAGGGGCUGUGACAGUUAAUGGCGUAAUGAACUUGGAGCAGGAUUUGGGAACGCCAAAUAUUAUAUAUGAGAGAACCAUGUAUGAAGAUUACGACUACGAUUCCGGCAUUAACAAAACAAUUACGAUCGACGACUGUAAGGAGGAGUUUUCUAAUCAAACGCAAUAUCUUCAGCAAAAUUAUCCAGACGAUUUUUGUAAGGUAGCAUUCGAUAGUCUAGUAUGUUGGCCACCUACGCGGAAAAAUGAAGAGGCUACUAUUCAAUGUUUCGCUGAAUUGUUUGAGGUUAAAUAUGACACAACACAAAACGCCACGCGGUUAUGUACAGAGAACGGUACGUGGGCAAAACAAAAUUUUUCCAUGUGCAAGGAACUUUUGCUGGAGAAAGUUGAAAUGCAAGAAGACACAACCCAAACAAUAUUUUUCGUAGGUUUCAUCAUAAGUUUAAUAACUUUAACGAUAGCUGUAGCAAUUUUUAUGUAUUUCAAAGAUCUGCAUUGUCUUAGGAAUAAAAUCCACAUAAACCUUAUGUGGUCAUAUAUUUUAAUGUACUGCAGUUGGAUCAUGAUGCUUAUAUUAAUUAAUUACAAGAGCGAAGUAUUAUUCUGUGGGUUUGGUACCAUGCUGUUGCAUUACUCCCAUGUUUCUACAUUCUUUUGGAUGUUCGUUGAGGGAAUGUAUCUCUAUAUUCUUGUCGUUAAAACUCUCAGACAUGAUACUUUUAAGUUGCGGAUAUACGUCAGCAUUGGAUGGGGUGCUCCAUUGAUCAUCGUCAUUUUAUGGGCCGUAAUUAAGGGACUAGUAACUAUAAAGGAUAGCAAUUGUUUUUGGUUACAAAACGAUCUACUAGACUGGAUUUACCUAUCUCCACCUCUACUAGUUAUUUGCCUAAAUCUGGUAUUUCUCGUCCAGAUAAUGUGGGUACUCAUUACAAAACUCCGUUCAUCUCCCACAGUAGAGCAUAAACAGCACUACAAGGCAGCGAGAGCUUUGUUGGUACUCAUGCCCCUGCUGGGAGUGACAUGGGCAGUCACUAUUUACGUACCCGCCGGCACGAUAAACACCAAGUUGUUCGAAUACAUACAGACAGUUCUGCUAUCAACACAAGGUCUGAUGAUUGCUCUGUUUUAUUGUUUUUUGAAUACAGAAGUUCAAAAUUCUAUUAAACAUAAUUUCAAUCUUUGGAAGGAGAAACGAUCAUUGGGAUCUCAUCGUUUUUGGACAAACUCAGCACAUCAUCAUCGCAGGCAUACCGAAUGGACACUAGUAAAUGCUGAUGAUAUUGAACACCCACCCACAAAUGAGGCCCAAAUUACAAACCACGUAGAUGACAACCAAACUGAUAAAACAAAUAACAUUCAAACAACACGUUUCGGUUCGAUUUGACAUGGGUGUAAAAUGGAAAGCUGAAUUGUACUGGAGGUGACGUCACGAAAUUUGUUUUUUUUAUAUUUAUAUACAUGUAUUGAUGCCAAACAAACAAAAUAGCAUAAUCUACUGUCAUAAUAGUUUAUUUUUAAAUAUUUUUGUUACCUACUAGAUAUUGGGUAGUUUUUCGUAAAGUAUAAAGAUAAAGGAAGCAUUUUGAGAGGUACGCAACAACUCUCUUUGUCUUUGCUCACAUUAGUGAAGUACUAAUAGCUAAUUUGAAAUGUUUCUAAAGGGUUCAAAAUUGAAGUAAUUGAUUGUAGAAUCAAUUCCUGCAUGUAAACUUAAAAAAUCGUGACGUAACAUUGUGUGGUAUUGUAAAGAAGAUUCGAAUUAUGAAUUCAAUGAAUUCGUUAUGAUGCAAGAGUCAACAGCUAAACUAUAAGAAAAUGAAGAAUUUAUCUUUUUUAAAUAAAUUGGUGAAACAACUAGAA
Molecule: messenger RNA, 2024 nt
Organism: Diabrotica balteata
Lineage: Eukaryota; Metazoa; Arthropoda; Insecta; Coleoptera; Chrysomelidae
Source: the annotation of a GenBank genome assembly